Onthophagus taurus is the source of this 1461-nucleotide messenger RNA. RefSeq names its product zinc finger and SCAN domain-containing protein 31. Gene Ontology annotation, molecular function: zinc ion binding; DNA-binding transcription factor activity, RNA polymerase II-specific. The record is from RefSeq and is a predicted model, not a curated record. NCBI's taxonomy places the organism in Eukaryota, Metazoa, Arthropoda, Insecta, Coleoptera, Scarabaeidae. Gene Ontology annotation, cellular component: nucleus. Gene Ontology annotation, biological process: regulation of transcription by RNA polymerase II.
AUUAAUCAAAAGUAUAAUUAAACAACAUGGCGUACGAUAACACAAAAAACAUGCAACCGACAAGUGAAAUUUUUAAUUAUUAUUUAACAAUGAACAUUAAUAAUAUUUGCAGGAUAUGUUUGGAAAAGGGCCAAAAAUUAAUGCCCAUAUUCGACCAAAUCAAACCACCUCAUUUUUCUAUAUUAAUUAUGGCUUGCGCUUCCAUACAGAUAGUCGAAGGUGACGGCCUUCCACCUUACAUAUGCCAAAGAUGCAUUUCUCGUCUUCAUACUGCAUUCCAGUUCAAAAUGCAAUGUGAAACAUCGGACGCUAAACUUCGACAAUGUUUCGAAAAUUUACAUCACAUGCCUAACACACCUGAUUUAACGGGUUUUAUUGAUAUUAAACGAGACAUAAUUGGAUAUGAACAAAAUUCUUCAUCAAGUAAUGACAAUAACAUCACUUCGGAAAGUAAUAAUGUGAACGAACGUGAUCCAUUGGCUUUGGAAGAAGAAAAUAUUGGAAACAAUGAAGAAAAUUGCGAAGGUGGACAAUUACAAAUCUUGCAAAACGUUCAAUUAGAUCCUGGAACAUCACUACAGGAUAUAUCAAAAACAGAAUUAUCGGACUUGAAACUUGAAUUAAACGACUUAAAACCGGUCGAUAUCGAUUUAAAAGAUAUGUCAACAUCGAUAUCAUUAACAAAUUCUCAAAAAUCGGAAAAUGGAUCUGAAAAACAACAUCAAUGUGAUACAUGCGGAAAAGUAUUAAGAACCAAACCAGGAUUAAUUAAUCAUAUUCGAAUUCAUACAGGGGAACGGCCGUACGUUUGCCAUUUAUGUGAUAAAAGGUUUAUUAAUGGAGGUCAUCUUCAUACACAUAUGAGAACGCAUACAGGAGAAAAAAAUCAUGUUUGUGCAGCUUGUAAUAAAGCGUUUGCUACGGCUCAGCAAUUAACGAAACAUACAAUUGCAAUUCAUACGUCAGAAAGACCGUAUGGUUGUAGUUAUUGUCCAAAACGAUUCGCUAGUUCGAGCAAUUUAUCAACACACACAAAAAUACACACAGGGGAGAAGAAUUACCAUUGUGAAUUAUGUGGAAAAACAUUUUCAACAAAAGGACAGUUGUUUCAACAUAUGUUGGUCCAUACAGGAGAAAAAGCGUUUGUAUGCGAAUUUUGUAAUAAAAGAUUUUCGCAAAAAGCGCAUUUAAUAAGACAUAUCAAGUUACAUAAAUAAUGAACAAUUUGAUUGUAAGAUUGGGAUUUUCAUAAAAUCUUUAUAACGAAGAAGCGGAAAGUAAAUUUGUUUAUAUUAAACGUUGACUAAAAGAACAUGCUGAUAUACAGGGUGAAUUCAGAUUUUAUCUCAAUAUAUUUCCUCAUUUCUCUGGAUACACUAUGUAUAUAUAGCAAAAAUAGGCUAAGAAUAAUUUAUUUUUAUCUCAUUAUUAUAAACUAAGGAAUUUAAUAAUUGUAAUAAA